Molecule: messenger RNA, 2381 nt
Organism: Hemibagrus wyckioides
Lineage: Eukaryota; Metazoa; Chordata; Actinopteri; Siluriformes; Bagridae
Product: meiosis initiator protein-like
Exons: 12
Coding region: 257-1636 (459 amino acids)
Source: RefSeq, a predicted model, not a curated record
CUGUAUAACACUUUCCGCAUGGUAACAGCAUGGCAACGCUGCUGCCAAUAAAGCUACACGUAGACGCUGCGCGAGGCCGCAAAUUCGUUUGAUAAGUAGCGCAAGCGUUUCAUUGGUUGUUCGCUGACCAAUCAACGCGCAACUUCGAUUUUCAUCGUAGCCAAUGAGAGCUCAGCUGGGCUGCGCGCGUGCACCGGUCCUGUCAUAACAAUUUAUUGAAGGCAUUAAUAAUAAAGGUCUGUGUGUUGGUGAAGCCAUGAUGCCAGGCCGUGUGAAAGAGAAAGACAACUCUAGCAAGAAAAGGAAUCGAUAUUACUGGAACACAAGCUGGAGUAAUAGCCUGAAGGAGAUCAGCUGCCUUCUUCCUGUUUCUGAGCCAGCUUGUGGACGAGCUCUUUCUAAGAAAAAGAUACUAAUCCACAUGCUACAGUACUUUGACUUUCUUCAAACCCAUAUUCAGAGAUUACACAGCACGCUCCCUCCUCACUGCCUUCCAGAAACCAAUGACAGAGAGUCCGAUUCCGAGAGUGAAGACACAGCUCUCUCAGAGCCCAGCACACCUCCAUGCAUAUUAAAAGCCAAGCGCAAAUAUAGCUGUGGUCACCCCCGCAAGAAAGACACAUCGAACUCAGAACUGUAUGAUGACAAAAAUCAGACUCUUCAUAAAGAAGGUGAUAGACAUGUAAUGACAGUUACUAAAGGAGAGCGUCCCUAUACACGGCCUGCCGAUGAAACUGCGUGGUCUGCUGAGGACAACAGUUCGCUUCCAUGUUCUUCUGAUUCCAACUACAGUGUUCUGCCAACAACCUCCUCGUCCACAACAGGAAGCACAGUGGAUCUGGAAUCACCUUGUCAAGGAAGCCAGUGCUCUAUUUGUGAUGCUAGGACAGGAAGUGAAGAUGGCGGUCAAGGAAACAAGGAGCUUGCUUCUCCUUUUUCAGGGUCAUUUAUUCUGAAAGACCAGAUGUUUGGAGUUCUUCCUCCUUUGGAAAAAAAACAGUUGGAUGAUAGUCCCAGCCUUCCACAUAUGCCUGUGCUACCAUUUCUGCCACUGCUGGGAUGUCGAGAAGGCCUGAAUCUCAGUCCCUCUCUGCUCACAUCACCAACUCGAGGCCUCAGUCACACACUGCUACCUGAAGGACAGGAGGAACUGCAGAUGUUAUUUGAAGAUGUGUGGGUCACUCCUAACCCUGCUGCGCCGAAGAGCGAGGAAGUGGACAAAUGUUUAGAUGACAUCACCUGGACCCCAAAUCAGCACCAGCAUAUGAAGAAAGGCAGCAAAGGACACCACAAGAUGGCCUGUAGAAAAGGCCAGACUGUUGCAGGCCAGAAGAAGAAAUGUGUGAAUGGAUUUUUAAUGUUCUGUCGCCUGAACAGGAGAUUGUAUCUCAGGACCCACCCAGGACUUCCAUCUACUGUAGUGACCAAAGAGCUGGCUAACUUGUGGCACAUCAUGCCAAAACAAGAGCGGCGCGUUUACUGCCUGAAGGCCCGUCAGUUCAGUCGUGAGCACAACCGUAAUGUCCGCAGUAAAGGCCAGGAGGCAGAAGAGGAAGAGGAGGCUUGCAUUCCCAGUCCACUGCACAUGUUACUGGCACACAGAGACCUGUGGUUUACCUCCAGCGGAAAGGCCUGAACAUGCCCUUUAUUCUCUCGCUGCAAUGACACCACACAAAUCAGACAAAACCUGUCACCAGUAAGUCAAAAGAAGUUGAUCAGCAAAGACAUGUUUGGUCACUGGAAGUUGCUUCAUUUAUUGUUUUGUUCACAAGCAUUAGAAGCUUACAGCCACCGGUUUAGCACCGAAAACUACACCAUGUGGAGAUGUUCAGAUUUGAUGAUGUGGUUUUUUCAAGACAAUUGUUUUUCAGCAGAAGCAUAUUUUGCUUAUUAUUAUGCUAUUUUAUCUACAAACUGAGUCAAACAGUGUAUUUUAAGAUGGGUCUGUGAUGAAUUAGACAUGACGCUAAACUGGUAGCUAUAAGCCUCCAUUACACAGAUAUAAUGUAAUAAUAUAAUAUGAUUAAUAUAAUCUAUAAAUGCAAUAAUAGUAUAUAAUAAAAUGAUAUAAUCUAAUCUAUUACAGGCUUGUAGCUUCUGUACAGAACUGAGGAAGCAACCUCUAGACACCAAACAUAUCAUGCAUGAUCAGCUACCUGUGUAUAGGGAAUACUGUGUACAUUUUUCAUAUUUUGUUCAUUUUCCAACAUAAUGCUGAGUAUUUCAACAUGUCCGUAAUACUGUAAAGUGUAAAUGCUGUGGUCAUUUUUCUUUUCUCAUUUUUCAAGUCUCAGUUAAUUUUUAGAGGCUUUGGAUAUUUUUAAAAGCAGUUUAUAAGUUGGAUUGUAAUUUAGGAAUUUAAUAAUAACAUAAAACUACAG